UCUUACUGACCUGUGUACUAUCGCGAAAGGAAUUGUGGGUAGCACUACUUUUUCAACAUGGCUGCCGAUUGACAUCAUCUCAGUUUGUCAACGUUCAAGCCAUGGAAACAGCAACUCCAGUAAAGUCAGUGAGGGCCUGUCUAACCUGUAAUCGUUCAUCUCAAGGACAUUUAAAAAACUUAAGAAAUGUAGCUAUGCGAUCCAUACUACUGAAAAAACAGUUUGAAUGUCUGGGCUGCAAUAUUGAAGACCUUGUGAAAGUAGGACAUGAGAAUCUGUUGGUUUGUGACACAUGUUUGAAAAUAUUGGACAAACUAUCAGAAAUGAAGUUGAAUUUACAAAUGAACAUGAAAGAACUAAAGAAGAGUGAGGAUAGAACAAAGAGAUUAAUUAUGCAUUCUGUUUCUCCAGUAGUUAAGAAGUUCAAGGACACAACUGUACCAGUAAAAUCUAGAAAAAGUUCAAGGGCACUUUUUAAGAUGCCAUCUCCAUCUCCAUCAAGAUGUAUUGAUUCAGUUAUUAGUCCAAAAUCAGGCAGCAUUGAUCAUUCAUACUCUGGUAUACCAAGCAAAACAAAAACACAAAGCCUUGACCAUUUGUAUUCAACAACCGUUAAUCAAAAUGUAGAUCUUAAUAAUCCAUACAGUUUUCAUAAGAAGAAAAUACUGAUGCCUCCUGAAAUUACUGUUAACGAAAAGAAAAGUGUCAUAACAAUAUUUGAACAAUCAUCAAAAGACACUGUAAGUGUUAAUACUGUUUUGGAAAAACUUCUUGAUUUCCCUUCUGUAAAUGAAAGACUAUAUCUAUGUUUAUUGCAACGACUAUCUGGAGAACUAAACAGGAUCUGUGGAACAAAAGACAAAAGUGUUUUAAGGACAAAGGUGUCAGAACUAGAACCUGAAACCUUUUUCAGUGACAUUGUAAAAGAAAUGCACUUGAAAUGUCCGAAGGUGUUGCAGUUUCUGAUAACCCUGUCUUGCCCAAUGGAUCUUGCAGUUCCAGAGAAAAAACAUGGUAUAGCAGCUAUGUAUGCACUUGGAUUGUACUUACGGAACAACCACAUGAUUGCCUUUCAAAAAGCUGUUGCUGCAUCAUGUAUAAGAUAUAAUGCAGGGAAUGGACUCAUGGAGUUUUUACACAACCUGGGAAUGUCAAUACCUACAAAAAGCAAGCUGCCAAUGUUGGAUGACCUUGGACAAAUAAAUGGUCGGGAUGUAGUUUCUGCUUUGGCUAUUGGGAAAACCAUCAAAUUCACAGUUGAUAACAUUGACGGGCACAUAAAAGCUUAUCAGGUCAGGCUUGGUAGUGGAAACAGAGAUUUUCACUACACUCAUUGGUCGAUCCUUAUCGACAGAUUUGACCCAAGAGAUCUUCAAGGACUGAGAACACAACCGAAACAGAUAACUGCCCAAGGACCUGACCCUACCAUCUUCUUUUUGUCUUCAAACGAACAUGAAGCAUUAAGAUGUACUCAGCUUGUCAUGCGGAUACUGGUAGAAGAAAUACAGCCAUUGUCCAUGUUUUCUACGGCAACACCUCGUCUUGUGGACCAUAAAUACAGACAAGUGGUUGAUAGACCAUCACAAGUUCAUCCAAUGUUUGUGAUCAUGAAAGACCCAAAGUCAUUACCUAAUUGUGUUCAGAUAAUGGACACUAUAUUAGGAACCAUAGAGUCAUUAUAUACAUCUGCUGGGAGAGGUGAUGAGUUUAACAACAUGGCCAGUAUUCCCCUGGGUGGUGAUCAGCUGACACGGGUAACAUUUGAUUCGGCACGCGUUCUGAGAUCUGGUACUCACAGUCGAACAGAGAGGUUUGACCAGUUGUCUCCAGUCAUCGAAGAACUAUUUCAUGUUCAGCAAGACUUGUUAGAGAAAAUCAUCAAAACCUUCUACAUACCAGAAACAGCUCGUGAAGAGGGAUCACUUGCCCAGUACAGAGCAAUUCUUCAUAGAACAAACGUUAAUGGUCAAGUUAAGGCUAAUGGAUAUGAAUCACACAAAGACUUCCUCAUUACUGUCACUAGGUUUGUACACUUAUAUGCUGUCAUUAUAAAUUAACGUUAUCAUCAUAAAAUCCGUUAACUGUGUUGGUUCUUGCUUGAGCAAAAUUAUAGAAAUAUAUUUUGAAUGCCUAUUAAGAGAUUUACAUAGAAAAUUGGCACUUCAGUGUUAUGCAUGACUGUAGUUGUUUGCCAUUUGCUAUUACCAGCGAUUCAACAUAAUAAAUGUUGACACAGUGGUUUCAUCAUUUAGUAUAAGGGCUAACACAGGGUUGUUAGAGUUGGUGAUGGCUCAGAGUAAUACAAUUAACAGUAAUGUCUUAGGCCCUGUCAUUGUAGCUUUUAUUUUAU
Messenger RNA from Dreissena polymorpha, 2350 nucleotides. RefSeq lists its product as uncharacterized. The record is from RefSeq and is a predicted model, not a curated record. The coding region runs from base 102 to 2057 and encodes 651 amino acids. NCBI's taxonomy places the organism in Eukaryota, Metazoa, Mollusca, Bivalvia, Myida, Dreissenidae. The transcript has 8 exons.